GAGGCUGCAAUCCCAUUAGGAUGAGCGAGGUGAGUCGCGCUUGCUGCUGCAACCGGCGUCCCCCUCAAUGGCUUCAUGUCUCAUCACUCGCCUCACGCCCAUGGUGCCAACAUCCAGCUCACCUCCUUCGCCCGGUCUCUGCAAGCCACAUGCCGCCGCUCAUGCUACCAAUUUCUUCCCUGUCCGCUCCUCCCCCCGUGCUCUUUCCACAGGCCACCACCAUUUUAGGGGUAAUGGUACCAUGAGGAGGAGGAGGAGGAGAUUGGUGGUGAGGGCUGGGCCCCCUAGCACCAACAGCCUUAUCUUUGCCUUCGUUCUCCCGCUUUCCCUCCUCCUCGGCACCAUCUUCACUGCCGCGCGUGUCGCCGACAGGCUCGACGAGAAGUACCUUGAGGAGCUCGCGAUGAAUAAAGCGAUCAUGGAGGAAAAGGAAGCAGAGGAGGAUGAUAGUGACAAGGACGGAAAAGUGGCGGCAGAAGAAGAUGAAAGCAUUUUGCCGGACGAAGAGGAGGGCGUUGCAGCCGUCCCACGUGUUCGGAACCGCCCCAAGCGAGAAGCACAAUUGUAGGCCGCAUGUGAACUUACUCGAGACUUUGAAGAGGCACCUACCAAACUCUGGACCUGAGGAUUUGAAUCAACUUCGGAACAUUGCUGCUCGGUUCGAGGAGAGGAUAUUCACAGAAGCUGAUAAUCAGUCGGAGUAUUUGAGGAAAAUUUCUCUGAAAUUGCUCUCAAUGGAGAGUAAAACUCAGCAUUCUGCAUCAAUCAACACUUCAGUGUCCAACAACAACAACCAAAAUUCUACAGAUCCAGGAACUCUUUUCACUGGAUCUGAUGACUCUGAUGAAACCAGUGGAUGGAGUCUGGCUGAGGGUGAAAUUUCCGCUGCUGCUAGUGGGAGCUCUGCUGACUGGAGGACCCAACUUCAGCCCAAGGCACGCCAUAUGAUUGUAAAUCAGAUACACGAGAUUUUGAAGAGGCACCUACCGUUCCCUGAACCUGUGGAUUCGAAUCAACUUCAGAACGUUGCUGCUCGGCUCGAGGAGGCGAUAUUCAAUGCAGCUCAUAAUCAGUCAGAGUAUUUGAGGAAAAUUUCUCUGAAAAUGCUCUCAGUGGAGAGUAAAACUCAGCAUUCUGCAUCAAUCAACACUUCAGUGUCCAACAACAACAACCAAAAUCCUACAGAUCCAGGAACUCUUUUCACUGGAUCUGAUGACUCUGAUGAAACCAGUGGUUGGAGUCUGGCUGAGGGUGAACUUUCCACUGCUGCUAGUGGCAGCUCUGCCGACUGGAGGACCCAACUUCAGCCCAAGGCACGCCAUAUGAUUGUAAAUCAGAUACACGAGAUUUUGAAGAGGCACCUACCGUUCCCUGAACCUGUGGAUUCGAAUCAACUUCAGAACGUUGCUGCUCGGCUCGAGGAGGCGAUAUUCAAUGCAGCUCAUAAUCAGUCAGAGUAUUUGAGGAAAAUUUCUAUGAAAAUGCUCUCAGUGGUGAGUAAAACACAGCAUUCUGCAUCAAUCAACACGUCAGUGUCCAACAACAACAACCAAAAUCCUACAGAUCCAGAUUGCUAAGACACUAGGAUUGCCACUGAGAAGUAGCUGCUAAGAAGCUUUUAACUGAGGUGGGGCCUUGGAUCGAGAAGCAAGAAGCAAUUGGCAACGGGAUAUAAGAGUAAUCGGUUCAUGUUUCUGGUGUAAACUCAAUAAACUGUGAUGUUUCAAGAGUUUGGAAUUAAGAUUUGGUGUAAUCAAUUUUGAUUAUCAAUGCAGUGCGUUGUAAUCGAUUCGACUUGA
This is a messenger RNA of Musa acuminata AAA Group (dessert banana), 1799 nucleotides long. RefSeq lists its product as uncharacterized. Bases 444 to 1577 code for a protein of 377 amino acids. The record is from RefSeq and is a predicted model, not a curated record. Gene Ontology annotation, biological process: regulation of DNA-templated transcription. Gene Ontology annotation, molecular function: chromatin DNA binding; transcription coactivator activity. The transcript has 13 exons. NCBI's taxonomy places the organism in Eukaryota, Viridiplantae, Streptophyta, Magnoliopsida, Zingiberales, Musaceae.